UCCGGUUUAAUGAUUAACGGGCCGCCUUGUCACUCUAACUGCCAUGACAUCCAGUUACAGCAGUUUGUUGUCAGCUGGCGUGUCGCUGAGACGUGCAGGAUAAACCCUCCGCUGACAGCCGCGACAUGAACGGUCACACAUGCUGCAGCCCAGCGCAGUCCAGGUGUUCCACCAUGAAUAAGCUGGACAACAGUGCCCAGAAGAAGGAUGGAGGACAAUUCUCAGCAACACAACACAAAGACACUCAUAAAAGUCGCCAUCCACACUUCCACAGCGAUUUAAACUGCCCGGUGUGCCUUCAGACCGCCACUUCACCCUUCGAAACCAACUGCGGACACUUAUUUUGUGGUUCCUGUCUUAUCGAGUACUGGAAACAUGACCCAUGGAUGGGAGCCAUCAGUUGUCCCAUCUGCAGGCAAAAGGUCCAUUACCUCUGCAACAUUUGUGACGUCCAACAAGAUAAGAUGAACAGAGCGAUGCUACAAGAUAUCAGACAUUACAAUAAUCGCUUCUCUGGCAAACCUCGACCUCUCACAGAUUACCUGUACGACCUGCCAUUAUUACUGCACCUUGCCCUGAGAAGGGUCUUCACCAUGGGUGGACUCGUGGGGAUCUUCUUUAUCAGGCUGGCGGUCUGCUCCUUCGGGGCCAUCACGUUCUUGUCUUCACCAUUCGCUGUUGUCCCUGACCCCCUGUGUGGAAUCCUCAGCACCAUCGAUGACCUUGUUGUGGUAUUUCUUCUACUUAUCUCCAUGAUAAACAUCAGCCAGCAGUUCCGGUCGGAAGGAAUGACUAUGGUCCAGACUGCCGCUCAGAGCAUUUUGUCCGAGUCUUGACCAGAGAC
Molecule: messenger RNA, 844 nt
Organism: Nanorana parkeri
Lineage: Eukaryota; Metazoa; Chordata; Amphibia; Anura; Dicroglossidae
Product: E3 ubiquitin-protein ligase RNF170-like
Exons: 6
Coding region: 126-836 (236 amino acids)
Molecular function (GO): ubiquitin protein ligase activity
Source: RefSeq, a predicted model, not a curated record